AUGAAGAUGGGCUUCGUUGAUGGGUCUUGCACUAAACCUGAAGAUCCACAAGAUGCGAUACUUUGGAAAAUGAUUGAUGCCAUGGUCAGAUCUUGGAUCAUGCAUACAAUUGAAAAGAAAGCAAGAAUUCAUUUCCAAAGUGCAACCACAUUAAAGGAGUUAUGGGAUGAAAUCAAGUCUAGGUAUGAGACAGAUAACUGGCCAACUCAAUACAAGUUAAAGAAGGACAUCUGUACAGCUAAACAAGGUAAUAUUGAUCUUGAAGAUUACUAUUCUAAAGUUAGAUUGUUUUGGGAUGAACAGUUACAUUUACAGCCACACCGAAGAUGUACUUGUGAUAGGAGUCAAAAAGAUUGUGUAGGUUGUAAACUAGAAAAGGAAGUUAUAAUGGAUUAUGAGAAGAGCAAUCUGCUCCUGUUCCUUAUGGGUUUAAAUGAUUCUUAUGAGAAUUUAAUAGAUUCUAUAUUGGCAAUGGAAUCAAAACCAACUGUGUACAAGGCAUUCACAAUGUUUCUUAAUGUUGAGAAGAAGAGAAACAUUAAUAUGGAGCAGGACAUAUAUACUUCAGCAAUGUUUGUGAAAGAAAAAUCCUAUAGCAAUUCUAGAAGAAAUCGAACUGAAGAUGUGAGGCAAAGAAAUAAAACGCAGAUAUGUACACAUUGCAACAUGAAUGGUCAUCUAAAGGAAGGAUGCUACAAGAUCGUGGGCUACCCUGAAUGGUGGACAAACAAGAGAAGGAAGAAGGCAGGUUCAAAUAUAGCUAAUGCAGCACAUUUUGAUGAAGAAAAUGAUUCAGUACAGAUUUCGAAAUCUCAAUACAAGGAAAUCCAGAACUUUAUGAAGGCUGUCAAGGAGGGAAAUGACAAAAUAGCAAGUACAUCUAAAGGAAAAGGAAGCUGCAUUGAUCUUGACUUCGCUGCAGGACCUUAA
This is a messenger RNA of Impatiens glandulifera, 930 nucleotides long. RefSeq lists its product as uncharacterized. NCBI's taxonomy places the organism in Eukaryota, Viridiplantae, Streptophyta, Magnoliopsida, Ericales, Balsaminaceae. The record is from RefSeq and is a predicted model, not a curated record. Bases 1 to 930 code for a protein of 309 amino acids. The transcript is spliced from 2 exons.